AAUAAAUUCGGUUGUACAGUUCUUUCGGAUUUUGAGAAUCCGGCAAAACUACUUUUGUCUAUGGAUUUCAGCAAAAUACAAUAUAAUUUUAUCUAGGUCCUUUCCAAGCAAACAUAUUUCGAUAAAAAAAAAAAAGACUCAUGGGAGGUCUAGGUACACCUCGCCACAUACGAAAGUAGCUCAGCCUUCCUUUUACGAUUUCCUUUUUCUCUCAGGUAUUCUCUGAGGAAUUUCUUCGAAAAGAUUAUGGAUAGUGUAAAUUAGUCGAAGAAUCAAUAGAUUUUGUGGGAUCUUCGCAUACACACAGUGUUGGUGUGGUGUGUGUUGGACAUUAACACUGCCAGUGUCACAUUGUAAUAGAACGUACUCACAGAGACGACAAUGUCAUCAGAUGAGGAUGGAGAAAGCAGAGAAGUGGAGCUGAGUCACAAGCAAAAAUUAGAAAUCGCGAAAUGGUUCCUCAUGAAUUCUCCUCCUGGCGAAAUCCAAUAUGUCGCUAAAGAUGUUAAGGCUGUGUUGAAAGAUGAGAAUGUGUAUGCGGCAGCGGCGGCAGAGGCAUUUCCGUUGUAUAAUAAAUCCCACAUGAUUUGUCUUCAGCUCCCUGACAGAAGCGGUGAUGUGCUGAUAACAUCCUUUAGCGAGAUUAGGGAAGAUGAAUAUCUGGAUCCUAGAACUGCCCAAGUAGCUGUGGUUGAUCAUGCUAAGCAAACUUGUGUAGAAGUUAGACCAGCAAGUGACGAAGAGCUUCCAUCUGCAUAUGUGGAGGAGUAUCGGGCCGCUCUGGAUGCUGAAACUAGCAAGUAUGUGAGUGAAGCGUAUCCAAAGGGUGUUUGUUCAGUUUACGCUACCAGUGGAAAAUAUGUGGAAGAACCAGGAUCUGACUUUGAACUGGUCGUGGUAAUUUUGGCUUCCAGACAUAGCCCUCAAAAUUUCUGCAAUGGAAGUUGGCAGUCAAUAUGGAAUGUUGUAUUUAAGGAUGAGCUGCAUAUCGUCGAACUGCGAGGCAAACUGCAGGUAGGGGCUCAUUAUUUUGAAGAGGGAAAUGUCCAGUUAGACGGGAAACAUGAAUGCAAAGAUUCUACUGUAUUUCAGGUUUGUUACUUCUCCAAGUUCUUGGUCCUCCGCGAUUGGUUUUGACCUUUUGGGUUCAUCACUGAUAUUCUGUUCAUUGGCAGACAUCCUAUUCAAAUCUUUCUGAUACCACCUUCAAGGACCUUCGAAGGAAGCUUCCUGUUACUCGGACGCUAUUCCCGUGGCAUAACACUAUGCAGUUCAACUUAACAAGAGAUAUCUCUAAAGAACUUGGCAUUGGAAAAUAGACCCAGAGUUCGCUCCUAUUAUGCAAAUUUUUUUUUCCGUAUCAUUUUUCUUUUGAAAUAGCUAUGAUGCAAUUUUGAGUUGUGCUUUAAUCCUAUAGAGCCUUGUUCAUAUGUAAAUCCAAAAAUAUUAUUUUAUUCAAAACAUAAUCACAUUUCAAAAAUGUUAUUUUAUUUGAAAAAUAUUCAUACAUUUCAAAUUUAUAUGCAAGCCACUUUUUAAAAUACAUUUCAAGUAGAAAACAAAAACAAAAUCAAAAGA
Molecule: messenger RNA, 1578 nt
Organism: Oldenlandia corymbosa var. corymbosa
Lineage: Eukaryota; Viridiplantae; Streptophyta; Magnoliopsida; Gentianales; Rubiaceae
Source: the annotation of a GenBank genome assembly